Molecule: messenger RNA, 4789 nt
Organism: Aspergillus costaricaensis CBS 115574
Lineage: Eukaryota; Fungi; Ascomycota; Eurotiomycetes; Eurotiales; Aspergillaceae
Exons: 8
Coding region: 74-4789 (1571 amino acids)
Source: RefSeq, a predicted model, not a curated record
CUUGAUUCUCACCUCCCUACUCAACUCUUCGAAAGUUGUUCACGGACAUGGUUAAAUUUCUCUUCACCAAAGAAUGCUGACGAAGCUACGUGCGAAGCUCUGCUGUUCCCAGGCUGAUGGUGACGCUGACGAGGCCGAACCUGCCAUUCCCCAUGCGAAACACUCGAAUGAUGGAGGAAACACCACACCUGCCAAAAGAAGCAAUUCUGAGGCUGCAAGCACUCCGCCAGAUCACGCCGCUGCCUCACCUAAGGAUCUCUGGCAAGUAGCAUUUGACAACCUAGACCCGAAACAAAAACACUGGUUGUCUAAAGAGGAGAAGACGCCGACCGAAAUCAUUCGGGAUGUCAUUGGCGAGACAAAAAGUAAAUAUACCGAGUAUAAGAAGAAAGAGUUGACCAUCCGAAGACAUAAUGGGGGUGAGAUCAAAGUCCGCGAAAUCGCUCAAAAUAUCCUGGCGUCCGCAUUGAAUGCGCAGCAGAUAAUCACUGCGGUUGCGAGCUUCGACCCAAGUGGACACGCGUCAAGCGCAUGGACGAUAGUAUCGCUAGGUUUGACGAUGGUCCAGAGAGAUAUUGCGCGCAGAGAUGUAAUCAUAGAAGCCUCCGAAUACUUGGCGGAACAGCUAGCAUACUUCACUGUCCUAGAUAGCGACCGCCGAUACACAAAGGCUUCCGUGGACAAGCAGCUAGAUGGUGCUCUUGUGGGAGUCUAUACAGCAAUACUUGAAUACACGGCGGAAGUGAGAAAAAAAUAUCACGAAAGCGGCUUUGCUCGCAUAGGAAGCACACUCAUUCCCCUUACCGAACAGCCACUGCAAAAGCUUCGCACAGCUGUGGAAAAUAAAAUUAUAGUGGUUGACAAAUGGGCUACCAUCACCGAUCGCACAUAUCUGAGGGGACAGGCUGCGGACAUCCUUACGGCUAUUGACAAGACGGUCGAGGAGCUCCAGAAACUUCAUUCCACUGUACUAAAAGCACAGUUUUUGACUUUGGCAGGUGUCGAGGAUAAAGGAAUACUUGAAUGGCUAUCUCAGUACGACUUUUCCAAAGCACAGAACGACACUCAGUAUCACAGAUCACCAGGGACAGGUGAUUGGCUUUUGAAUUCAAAAGAAUAUGUGAGGUGGAAGAACUGCCCAGGUAGUAUAUUAUUGUUACAUGGAGUGGACAUCCAACGAAUUUGUAUAGCCGGUUCGAACACGCGGUUCGCUUACUGGUAUUUCCAAUUCAAUGAUCCGUCAUCACAAAGAGUUGAGAAUAUGCUCAGGACGAUCAUCCGUCAGCUUCAUUCGACUCCACUCGACGAGCCUAUCCGGAAUCUUUGGAGCGACUAUGGUACCAAAGGAAGCAAUCCAAGCAGUACAAGGCUUCAGGAGACUCUUGAAAUACUGCUUGCUGCCAACAAAGGGAAAGUUUUCCUAAUUUUAGAUGCGCUGGACGAGUGCCCCGAGGCAGUCAAUCGCAAGGAAAGGAGUCUUCUGUUGCCACUGCUUACUGGACUUCAGAAGAAAUACAGUGAUAAAAUUCAUAUCCUUGUGACUAGUCGACCAGAGCCAGAUAUAGUUGAUCACCUCGUGGAAUGUACAGCCUUAGACAUCGAGGGAAAACAGGGGUCUGAUAUUUCGGCCUUCGUCAAGGACAGGGUUGAGGCUCUGGACGACAGGAGAGCUCCAAAGGAAGUGAAAGCACAGAUAAUUCAGGAACUGCUACAAGAUGAGAAAAGGCGAUUUCGCUGGGCAGACCUUCAACUGAAGCGUCUCGAAGAAUGUCGCAACAAGUCUCAAAUCAUAGAAGCAUUGAGAACAAUGCCACAGACGUUGCACGACAUAUAUACUUCUGUAAUAGAAAGAAUCAACACGAAACCCUCCGAUGUUAUAUAUGCCGAAACAAUCCUCACCUGGCUCUGUUUCAGUGUCAGACCUCUCACCCUGACUGAAGCAGCAGCAGCAGCAGCAGGUCUUGAGGUCCCAGAGGACGUGAUCAAAAUCUGCACGACUUCAUUCGUCACAUUUCGGCACUCGGAUAACGAGAUAAGAUUAGCUCACUUCUCCGUGAAGGAAUUCCUCGUGGGUAGCGCGAAUACUGGGCAAUGGCACCAAUUCUCCACCUUGCAUGGGCACGCCAUGCUAGCUGAGCACAGCCUGAGAUUACUCCUGCAAAAGACGAGGAGGCUGUCUAUACAGGAAGUGAAGCAAGAAGCGCUGCUAAACUAUGCUGCUCGUAACUGGCACGAGCACUUCAAUGCUUCUGCUGUUACCCCAAGCCCAGCACUCGAAAACCUCCAAGAGAUGGUGGAUAUGCUAUUUCGUCAAUCAACUGCCUACCGCAACUGGCGUUAUAUAACGACAGAUUUCACGGAGGGAGAUGUACAGCCAACCCCUAUCGGUAUCGCAUCGGGCUUAGGGCUCAUUCAAACUGUGAUUGGUUUACUAGAAGAAGGCGCGGACCCUUUAGAGUGCUUCGCAUAUCAGUUCAGAUGGGAUUUUACCCGGGCUGUAAAAAAUGCGUUACUGAUGGCUUCUGAAAGUGGGCAUCUGGACUUACUGGAUUUACUGCUGCACAAGGUGUGCGUGUCUAUUGAUUUAGCCGAGGGCAUAGUGAAAGGUGUUCGAUGCCAUGCUUCUGAAAGCGAGAAGCUGGAAGAUAUAUUUGACACAUUCUCAGCUUCAGGUGCUAUUUUCACUAGAACCGAGAACAAAGGACUUCAGAUAAAUGAGCGCGUUGUUGUCGCUGCGGCGAGGAACAUGGUUUGUGGUACGAAACUUGUGACCGUCCUCCUUGAUCAGUACGAAGAAACAGGAGUUGCGCUUGUGCCUGUGACAGAGAACGUAAUGGAAACGGUACUACAAAACAUGGCGUGUGGAGGCGAUAUUUUGCAGCUUCUUCUCCAAAGGCGAAAUGAUGAUGUCAAAAUCUAUUCAAGAAUCAAGGAGAUGCUGAAAUCCUCGGACUUUAUGAACGUGCGCGCAAUCGCAAUACUUCUUGCGCAACGGCGUGCAGAGAUUGUGAUAGAUGAGCAGUUCAUUGCUAAUCUUGCGAGAUACGCGGGCGGCACUGAAAUGGAAAUACUCUUAAGUGUAUUGGACAACGAUUCGAUGCUGACCGAGAAUGUUCUGGCGAGCGCUGUUCAAAACCGUAGCGAUGUCUUGCGUCAGAUUCUCCGGCAUCGACGGCAUUGGCCACCAGUUAGCGAGGAUCUUCUGUGUGAAGCAGCGUGUAACGGAGAUAGCAAAAAGCUGGAAGCCUUGCUAGAUGAUCGUGGUCUGGAUUUUGCAAUGAGCGAAAGAGUCAUGCUGGAGAUUGUAGGCAACCUAUUUUAUGGAGCUGAAAUGCUCGAAAUGCUCCUGCGCAGGCAGCAAGCAGGAUUUAUCGUUACUCCCGCAAUACUGGACACGGCAGCCUCCCAAGCAAAGACUAAACAUGCUGUUGAAUUACUUAUGAACAACGGAGGCUUGAAAAUUCCAAUCACUGAAGGCAUGAUGCUCAGAAUUUUUUGUGAUGACUUGCUGUGCUAUCUCCUGGAUCUUGAAGAAAGGUCCCAGAUACAUCCUCUUCCUAUCACAGAAAGGUUCAUAUUGCAUGCUGUGAAAACCUUUGAGUCUGCCACUCUGAAGGCAAUUUUCCGCAGCAGACCAAAGAUCCACGUGAGCGAAGAUGUAUUUGUCGAAUCAUGCCGUGGCGAAAUGUCGACUUUAAAGGUUUUGAUGGAACAACCGCAUAGCCAAUUGCCAGUGACGAGGAUGGUCGAAGCUCUAGAAAUAGAAGAUGGUCAAAGGCCAACAGAGAUACUUGAGUUUCUGUUGAAUGAGAGGUCCUUUGAAGUUGACCAUGGGAUUAUAGAAAGAUUUGCACAUAAUACCUCCGCGUUGGAACUCCUGCUGCAGACAACACCCCGUGUACCCAUCACAGAGCAAGCCGCCAUCCGAGCAGCUUCCGGUUGGGGCGAGGACCAUCCAUUUUGCGUUCUGCUCAAUGAGCGAAUAGAUGAUGUUCCAAUCUCAGAAGGAGUCAUGACUGCUGUGGUAAGAGGAUAUCGUCGAGUUGAAAUUUUGCGACGUAUUUUGGCACAUCAUGGCCCACAGGUACCGAUCACAAAGAAGGUUAUAGUGGCAGCCUCGACCACAUUAGAAGCUUUACAACUUCUGCUUCAAGCACUAGGGCCCGAGACACCUCCUAUGAUAACCGAGGAAGUUGUUGUGAUUGCCACUUAUGCAGAUUUGUCCGCAUUACCAUGGUUGCUUGAGAAGUAUGGCUCGGCUGUACCACUUACUGAAAGAGUCAUGGUUUUUGCCGCUGCAAACGGCCUUGACGGGCUACAGUGGCUCCUCCGUGAAUGGCCUGGCAUUAUAGACCUUAACCACAUUUGGAGAGCGAUCUGGAAGUUUGAUCAUGACUUCUGUAAUUUCUCCUAUGGUGGGGUAGAUUUCGAAUUGCCAUGGGUUCAGGUGAGGGCUGGUCGGCAUGUUGUUCAGUAUUCUAAAGCAGUCGAUCUCUCGGAGGAUGUCUUUCUGGAUGCCCUGGCCUCAUCUGCUUUUGAUGAAAAGUUAAAUGGGUACAGUGGCUUGGUUCCUCUGAUUUAUAUAUGUCUCGAAGGGAGGCUACCUGUUUCCGAACCAGAUCGGUUGGUAAAGGCAGUGAUGGAUAAUUGCGAUGCUGAUCUUAUCAAGGCUAUCCGUAAGCUUGUCGAGGGGUUUGAGUUGAGAGCCGAACUCAUUGAAGGGGGGUUCGGGGAAUUGUUGUUAUCGCGCAUUAGAGAGAAACAUGGCAUAUCGGCGCCUGAGCAGUAA